GCCCUGAGAAAGAACCGCUCGGCCACCACUAUGGCUACCACCACCGAUUCCUCCACACUUGCUCUCAGUGUGAACAACGAUGUGGGCGGCACUGGGGAGAAGGGCUUUCGAGAUAAUUCUCGACCAGUUUCACCACACCUGGAUUCUGAGAAGCGGCCCGUCACCCCAACCACGGACGCCGAAAAGGCUGUGAACCCGGAUGCCGGGUCGGAGGGGGGAAGUGAAGGGAGCGAGGAUGAGACUCAAUAUCCGGGUCCUGUUGCACUGACCCUGAUUACGACUGCUUUAUCCUUGGCUGUUUUCUUGGUUGCUUUGGUGGGUCUCAUGAUACAACAAGCACCCCACCGCUCGUCCUUGUAUUCCCGUCUUGUCCGAGCGUGGUGAGAGCUAACUUUUGCUUUUGAUACAGGAUCAAACCAUUAUUGCCACCGCUAUCCCUAAAAUUACGGAUCAGUUUGGAGCUUUGAAUGAUGUCGGUUGGUACGGGUCUUCAUACAUGUUGACGGUUGGUUGUUCCUUGGCCUUUGCCCCAAUCGUGAGAUAUUGUUCAGCUAAUGGGACUGUCAGGUCUGUUCCUUCCAAUUGGUUUACGGGAAGAUUUAUACAUUCUUCAGCUUGAAAUGGGUAUUUUUGGCUGCCAUUGGGAUAUUUGAACUCGGAUCUUUGAUUUGUGGUGUUGCGCCUGAUUCGAAGGCUCUCAUUGUCGGGCGUGCAAUUGCUGGUUUGGGAUGUGCGGGUAUUUUCUCUGGUGCUUUGAUCAUCCUUGCGCACUCGGUACCACUGCGGAAACGACCCAUGUUCACCGGUUUUAUUGGAGCCAUGUAUGGUAUCGCAAGUGUUGCUGGACCAUUGAUGGGGGGAGCUGUAAGUUAUGGCCCUUGGAGUUUUGGGGGGAAGCUUCACUGACGAUCAUUCGUUUAGUUUACCGAUCACGCUACAUGGAGGUGGUGUUUCUACAUCAAUCUUCCCAUCGGAGGCUUUACAGUUGCUGUCGUGGGUUUCUGGGAUGACAUUUGUGGUUUGGGUUUUCACUGACAAACCUAUAGAUGAUUCUUUACUUCACCCCCCCAAAGCGCGCUAAAGCCGACAAAUUGACCCUUACUGAGAAGCUCAAGGAGAUUGAUUUUGUUGGGUAAGAUGCCCAUGGUGAAUAAUUGUUUUCGAGUGCGAUACUGAUUUUGCUUUGCAGAACUUCUCUCCUCCUUCCUGGUGUUGUUUCCCUACUGUUGGCUCUGCAAUGGGGUGGCACUACUUACAAGUGGGGAUCCGCACGUAUUAUUGGUCUCUUGGUCACCGCCUUUGUUCUCUUGGUUGGGUUCGUGGUUACUCAGUUCUGGCGCCAAGAGAAGGCCACUAUUCCUCCUCGUAUCCUCAAGCAGCGUAGUAUUGCAUUCUCUUCCAUGCUAGCCUUCUCCAUUGGAUCCGCGUUCCUGUUGCUCGUCUUCUAUAUUCCCAUCUGGCUCCAGGCCAUCAAGAGCGUCUCAGCUACAAAGUCCGGAAUCAUGAAUCUCCCUUUGAUCUUGGGGGUUGUUGUCCUCUCCAUUCUCGCCGGGAUCCUCAUCACCCUCUGUGGCUAUUACACACCUUUUAUGAUCGCCGGCGCCGCCAUUUGCGCAAUUGGCGCGGGCCUCCUUACAACCUUUGAAGUCGACACUGGCCAUGCUAAAUGGAUCGGUUAUCAGUUCAUUUGUGGAGCGGGUAUUGGUCUUUGCAUGCAACAACCCAUGAUUGCAGCUCAAACCGUUCUCAAGAUAGAAGAUGUGCCAACUGGAACCGCCGUCAUUGUCUUCUUCCAAACCCUUGGAGGUGCUCUCUUCAUCUCGGUCGGCCAGAACGUCUUUAGUAACAAACUUGUUGCGGGACUCUCCGAGAGUCUCCCCAACAUCGACCCGGUUGCGAUUCUCAACACUGGCGCUACCAGUCUCAAGUCUACCUUCCCGGCAGACAUGCAGCCCGCCAUCCUCAAAGCCUACAACCAUGCUCUCAUCGAAUGCUUUUAUCCCGCCGUCGCAAUGUCUGUCGUUGGAGUGAUUGCCAGUUUCGGCGUCGAGUGGGCAUCCGUCAAGGGAAAGAAGGUUGAAGCGGUAGCUGGAGCAUAAAUGCAUUUCUUUUUUUCAUUCGCAUGAAAAUUUCUCUUGCAUUUUUUAGACACGGUUAUUAUGGAUUGAUCAUGGAUUGGGAAUGGCGUUCUUGCUUGUCUUUCUGUUAAAUUUGUUUAUUUUUACCAACCUAUCUUGCUAACCUAAUGUUUGUUUCUUUUUCCGGCGAGUCUUUUUUUGUGAAAAUGUCACCGAGAUGGCCUUCAUUGUGAACAUCCGAAAAACGAAUGCAGGGAGUGGUUCAUAACUUGUAAUUCUUUCCAUUUUACAUCUUUUUUUUGCGAUUUUACUCUAGCCUACUCAGAUACCUCUCUACUCUUCAUGUCAUACUUUACCAGUUGAGUUUAAUGUAUGUACAACACCCGAGUACUUCAUAGAAUAAUUGAAUGGAGAAUUAAAA
Messenger RNA from Tuber aestivum (summer truffle), 2499 nucleotides. The record is from the annotation of a GenBank genome assembly. NCBI's taxonomy places the organism in Eukaryota, Fungi, Ascomycota, Pezizomycetes, Pezizales, Tuberaceae.